GUUUGCGUGUGGUCACAGUUCCCGCCAUCAGCCGCUCUCCCUGACUAGGGGGAGUGAGCGGCCCCUCUUUUACGUGCCCGGUGUCCCUUCCUUCCUUACCCCCGGCUCCUCCCCCUCCGCGCGGACUCUGUGCUUCCGGCAGGCCAGUGCCGGGCUCCGGACUCGCAGGUACAGCUGAGUUGAUGGCUUCCGGAGAACUGGCAUAGCUGCAAAAUAUGAGUAGUUCCCCAAGAAGAGUGCAUUGCCUUUGGCACAAGGAUCAGAAUAAAGGUGAAUUGUUAUUACAUAGGGUUUUUCAGUAAAAGUCACUGAAAAAAUCUGUCAGGUGAAGGUGUAUUUUUGCUUUUUAAUUUGGCUAGAAGCAAUUUAUUUUUAAAGAAAGUAUGUCUCCUCUGAAGAUACACGGUCCUAUCAGAAUUCGAAGUAUGCAGACUGGAAUUACGAAAUGGAAAGAAGGGUCCUUUGAAAUUGUGGAAAAAGAGAAUAAAGUCAGCCUAGUAGUUCACUACAAUACUGGAGGAAUUCCAAGGAUAUUUCAGCUAAGUCAUAACAUUAAAAAUGUGGUGCUUCGACCGAGUGGAGCGAAACAAAGCCGCCUAAUGUUAACUCUACAGGAUAACAGCUUCUUGUCUAUUGACAAAGUACCAAGUAAGGAUGCAGAGGAAAUGAGGUUGUUUCUAGAUGCAGUCCAUCAAAACAGACUUCAUGCGGCCAUGAAACCUUCUCAGGGGUCUGGUAGUUUUGGAGCUAUUCUGGGCAGCAGAACGUCACAGAAGGAAACCAACAGGCAGCUUUCUUACUCAGACAAUCAGGCGUCUUCAAAAAGAGGAAGUUUGGAAACUAAAGAUGAUAUUCCAUUUCGAAAAGUUCUUGGUAAUCCAGGUAGAGGAUCAAUUAAGACUGCGACAGGAAGUGGAAUAACUGUCACCCGGACAAUUCCCUCUUUGACAUCUACAUCAACCCCUCUUAGAUCAGGGUUAUUAGAAAAUAGGACUGAAAAGAGGAAAAGAAUGUUAUCUGGCUCAGAACUGAAUGAAGAUUACCCUAAGGAAAAUGAUUCAUCAUCGAACAACAAGGCUAUGACAGAUCCUUCCAGAAAGUAUUUAACCAGCAGUAGAGAGAAGCAGCUGAGUUUGAAACAGUCAGAAGAGAAUAGGACAUCAGGGCUUUUACCUUUACAGUCAUCAUCCUUUUAUGGUAGCAGAACUGGAUCCAAGGACUACACCUCUGGUAGCACUAAUUUAGACAGGACUAAUGUUUCAAGCCAAACUCCCUCUGCCAAAAGAAGUUUGGGAUUUCUUCCUCAACCAGCUCCUCUUUCUGUUAAAAAACUGAGGUGUAACCAGGAUUACACUGGCUGGAACAAACCAAGAGUGCCCCUUUCCUCUCACCAACAGCAGCAACUGCAGGGCUUCUCCAAUUUGGGAAAUACCUGCUAUAUGAAUGCUAUCUUACAAUCUCUUUUUUCACUUCAAUCAUUUGCAAAUGACUUGCUUAAGCAAGGUAUCCCAUGGAAGAAAAUUCCACUCAAUGCACUUAUCAGACGCUUUGCACACUUGCUUGUUAAAAAAGAUAUCUGUAAUUCAGAGACCAAAAAAGAUUUACUCAAGAAGGUUAAAAAUGCCAUUUCCGCUACGGCAGAGAGAUUCUCUGGUUAUAUGCAGAAUGAUGCUCAUGAAUUUUUAAGUCAGUGCUUAGACCAGCUGAAAGAGGACAUGGAAAAGUUAAAUAAAACUUGGAAGACUGAACCUGUUCCUGGAGAAGAAAAUUCGUCAGAUAUUUCAGCCGCCAGAGUGUACACCUGCCCUGUUAUUACUAACUUGGAGUUUGAGGUUCAGCACUCCAUCAUCUGUAAAGCAUGUGGAGAGAUUAUUCCCAAGAGAGAACAGUUUAAUGACCUCUCCAUUGACCUUCCUCGAAGGAAGAAGCCACUCCCUCCUCGUUCAAUUCAAGAUUCUCUUGAUCUUUUCUUUAGGGCAGAAGAACUUGAGUAUUCCUGUGAGAAGUGUGGUGGGAAGUGUGCUCUUGUCAGGCACAAAUUUAACAGGCUACCCAGGAUCCUCAUUCUGCAUUUGAAACGAUAUAGCUUCAAUGUUACUCUCUCACUUAACAACAAGAUUGGGCAGCAAGUCAUCAUCCCAAGAUACCUGACCCUAUCCUCUCAUUGCACUGAAAAUACAAAACCACCCUUCACCCUUGGUUGGAGUGCACAUAUGGCAAUUUCUAGACCAUUGAAAGCCUCUCAAAUGGUGAAUUCCUGCAUCACCAGCCCUUCUACACCUUCAAAGAAUUUUCCCUUCAAAUCCAAGAGCUCCUUGGCUUUAUGCCUUGAUUCAGACAGUGAGGAUGAGCUGAAGCGCUCUGUGGCCCUUAGCCAGAGAAUCUGUGAAAUGUCAGGCUGUGAACAGCAGCCGGAAGACCUGGAAAAAGAUUCAAGAUCAUGUAGGGUAGAUCCUGAUAAGUCUGAAUUGGAAAACUCCGGAUUUGACGGAAUGAGCGAAGAAGAGCUUCUAGCAGCUGUGUUAGAGAUGAGUAAGAGAGAAGCUUCACCAACUCUGAGUCAUGAAGAUGAUGAUAAACCAACCAGCAGCCCAGAUACCGGAUUUGCAGAAGAUGAUAUUCAAGAAAUGCCUGAAAAUCAAGACCCUGUGGAGACUGAGAAGCCGAAAACAGUCACAGAGCCUGAUUCUGCCAGUUUUACUGAGAUAACCAAAGACUGUGAUGAGAAUAAAGAAAACAAAACUCCAGAAGGAUCUCAAGGAGAGGUCGAUUGGCUCCAGCAGUAUGAUAUGGAGCGUGAAAGGGAAGAGCAGGAGCUUCAGCAGGCACUGGCUCAGAGCCUUCAAGAGCAAGAAGCUUGGGAACAGAAAGAAGAUGAUGACCUCAAAAGAGCAACAGAGUUAAGUCUUCAAGAAUUUAACAACUCUUUUCUGGAUUCAUUGGGUUCCGAUGAGGACUCUGGCAAUGAGGAUGUUUUAGACAUGGAGUACACAGAAGCCGAGGCGGAGGAACUAAAAAGAAAUGCAGAGACAGGAAAUCUUCCUCAUUCUUACCGACUCAUUAGUGUGGUCAGCCACAUCGGCAGCACCUCUUCUUCAGGUCACUACAUUAGUGAUGUGUACGACAUUAAGAAGCAGGCGUGGUAUACUUACAAUGAUCUCGAGGUGUCUAAAAUCCAAGAGGCUUCUGUGCAGAGCGAUCGGGAUCGGAGUGGUUAUAUCUUCUUUUAUAUGCACAAGGAGAUCUUUGAUGAGCUGCUGGAAACGGAAAAGAAUUCUCAGGCACUUAGCAUGGAAGUGGGGAAGACCACUCGUCAGGCCUUGUGAGGAACAGACUCCUGGGUCGGCAGUGUGCACUGCGUAUUCCUUCUUACUGCUGCCCACCUCACCUCACCUCUGCAGGAGGAGAAUUCGGAAUUCUACUUGAUGCGGGAGCAACAAACAGCUCAGGGCCAAACCAAAAGACGAAAAUUGCAAUUAUGUGGAGCGCUCCAUGCUAAUUGUUUUAUGGAAACUUUGGUCUCACAUCUGUAGCUGAUAACCCUCUCUUUCUCCUACAAGAGUGGCACUUCCUUUUGUCUUAGGAAUACAUGUUGUAAAUGUAUGUGUGUGUGUAUAUAUAUAUACAUACAUACAUACAUACGUAUGCGCACACAUACACGUGGAAUGAAUGGAGCCUUAAAGAGUUGGGAUGAGCCACCGCAGUAUGCCUGCUCAGAACGAAUAGCACAGCAGUUUGGAGAAGAAAUGAAGGUGUCAGAGUCCAUUCACCUGAGAGAGGUGGAAAGAUGUACAUAUCAGUUGGCAUUUAGCUUUUCUGUUCCUUGAGUAGUUUCACUCAAGUCUAUAAUCUUUCAUGUGUGUUUCUUAUUAGUAAAGUUCACUGGAAAUCCAGCUCUCCGUGUUACACGAAUGACAGUUUGUCCUCCUUGCCAAGGAGAGGCAUUUCUGCCGCCUGACUUGAGGAGCUUUUUUGUAUAAAAUUACUUCAUGGAUUUGUAACGCUUUUGCUGUUUACAUGCAGUCCCAAGAAAUGGAUUGUUGGUGCUCUGGAAUGGGUUAUGGUCCCCUGUUUGGUAUUCAUUGUACACUUUGUAUUUUCUUUAAAAAAGAUAUCCUUCACAGUAUAUACAUUGUAUGUCAUCUGUAUUAUUAUGGUAGUGAAGAUAGAAUCUUUUCCUUUUCUUCUGUGUCAUUCUUCCAUGGAGCAAGCAUUGCCCUAAAAGAUUGCAACCAAAAUUUUAAGAGGUAAGAAAAUAAUAUCCCAGUUGGGAUUCCCCAGCAAGGACACUUGGGGAUAAGGAAGAAUGCUGGCAUCUGUCUCUCAUACAUGGAGAGUUCAGUCUGAGGAUUCUUGUGUGAAAGCUAAACACUCGGGACCGCGAGGAGCCCUACUGCAAGUGGGAAAUUAAGUACGUGAGCUUAGGAUGAAGCUUGAGCAUUUAAUCAUUUGCUAUCUUUCCCCUUAAAAACAGGAUGAGAACGAGAAUGAGAUUGGUUUAAGUAAUCUCAAGAACCAAAAGAUAACAAAGGUGUAUAAUAUAUUCUGUCUUUUUAGGUGCUCUGAGUUGAGGCUAAGCAGCGGUGCAGCAGUCCGUGCCACAGUAGUCACUCCGCUGGCAUGACCAGCGUGGAUAUUGGGGAGCCGGGGAAGCCACAAAAAGAAUGAGUUCGAGGGGUGAAUUCUGUCCACAGAAUAACUUUGUAAGCCUAGGAAUCAUUAGGUUUGCACAGUUAAGUGUAGCAAAAAAACCUUCAGUAUUUUCUUUCAUUUUUUACUUUUUUUUUUUUCAAUAAGGAGGGAAUUCUUGGUUCAGUUCUGAGGUAGGGACAAAAACCACCUCAGUUUUUCAAGGGGAAGAAACAUGUUAAAGUCCAUCAUCACAGGAGGUGCAACGUCUUUUCUAGAAGAUCACCUUAAGAGAGCUCCAGACCCCACACUUGGACAUGUUCUGACAUAGUAACUUGUUCUAAAAUUCUUGGUUUUUACAUUGUAAGUGGCCCCAGCACAUUGCUCAACUACAGAUGAAUGUUCUGCCUCCCGCCGUGUACCUACACACUACCACAGUGAAUGUAGCGAAAGGGUGUGCUGGUCGGCUGCACGUGAGCAGAACAGAGCAGAGGAAAAUACUUGGUUUAGAAACAAUAGCUUUUGCUCGAAAAUAACUGGUUUUCUCCCAGAUGAGUGAAGUGGUGAUCAAAUUCGAUAGCUAGUUAGGACUCUUCUCCUGCGUGGUUGCAUUUGAGAGCUUUGAAAGGUGCUGUUAGAAAUGACUGGAAACAUUUUGAAGUGGGGAUGCAUUAGGGCAUUAAAAAAAAAAUAGAAAUGAUGCCAUAAGCUCCAUGCCCAUGAAGUGCCCUCAUUUGACUUGCUUUUUGUAGCGCGCGCGCGCGCGCGCGCGUGUGUGUGUGUGUGUGUGUGUGGUUUAGAAGUACUCAUGGCUCAGAAACCUGGUUGGAUUUGAUCUUCAUUUCUUGGGCUGGACUUGCUAGUUGAAAAUAGGUUACUGAGGUAGAUGAAUUAUCUUAACUGCUAAUGUGCUUGCGAAUUUGGGGCUUGACUUUUUCUCGGUAGCCGUGCAUUGUUGUGCUCGUGUCAGCGUCCCUCCCUCCCCGUGCUCCGUUAUCCCCCCUUUCACUACGCUUUAGUUCUCAUUUGGGUUCAUGACUACAGGUGGACAUUUCAGCUGGACCGCAUUAAAAGGGUUUAUUGUUUUUUUGAGCUGGUUGUAUAUAUUUAAAAAGUGUAAGUAGAUAAUAUAUUAUUUUUUUGCACAGUAUGAUCAGUUUGCUCAGAAUCGGGGGAAUGGGGCAUUUGAUUGUGUUGGCGCUGGGAAGGGACAAGUCAGAGAGGGACAGAGUGCUUCAGUCCCAGGCAGCCUACCCAGUCACCUUUCUACUGAAAAUACCAAAAAUGGUUACAUUACUUUAACUGAUGUUGAAUUGGAACUUGACAGCACUUACUUCUGCAGACAGCUGAUCUUAACUGAAAUUUUUUGGAAGGGAAAACUAAGCUAAAAUUCAAACUUACUGAUUCUUAUCACCUAGUAUUAUGGAGAAUUGGAAGCUGCAUGUGGCCAGGUGGCUGCCGUCCCUAAUUAGUAGCCAUGACUGUAAUUUAGGCCCGUGAGAAGACAGACUCUGUUUUGCGGGGAAUGUAUUUACAGGUGUGUGCACACUCAUGCGCUUCGUCUCAGCAGGAGAGAAUAAGAAGCAGCAAGUCCAUGAAUUGUUCUUCUAUUUAUAUUUUGAUUCCAAAAGCUAUUUGUUUACUUGCCAUGGGCUGUUAAUUUCAGGCCUAACUUAAUGGCUCAGUAACAGAUGUAAUAAAUGUAAAUGUGUUUACGUUUUUAGAAUUGUACAGUGAUACUUACAGAACAGCUGAUUAACUCUGGGAGGCAAAUACUAGACUACAUUUCUUUACUUCUCUUCUUGUUCAAGUGUAGAAUUCUUCCAAAAGAGAAACUUUAAGAAUUAAAACCUCAGCAAGUGAAUUCAUGAAUUUACUUACUCUUCCAUAGUGCAGUGACCGUUAUGUAACUCUAUGAACAUAGCUCUGCGCGUGUACAGCUACAGACACAGUCAUAUGAUGAAAAUGAUUUGGAAACACCUGAGAGAUUUUUGGCACAUCUCUAUAGUUGAGUGUUACGAGUAUAGAGCAAGCUUGGGGGUGAGGUUUGGAAACAUACAGAAAGAAAUUUGUAAACUCAUUCCUGAUCUGAAAAGACUUUAUAUUAAAACAAAAAUAUUACUCUUCUUUGUCCUCUGAAAUGACCACAGUGGAUGCUCUUAGUCAUCCAGACUUCCUUUUUUUUUUCUCUUUGCUUUAAUUGGCAGCCCCCCCACCCCACACCCCCAUAGGUGGAGUUUUAAAUCAGGGAAACAGAGCUAGAUCUCCCAAGUACAUUUGGAUCUUGUAUAUAUCUGGAGAUUUUUAGAAAAAUCAACAACCCAGUACCACGGGCAAUCCCGUUGAGUAUCCCCCACGAAACAGGCGUGUCCUCUUCCUUCUCCCCAUCUUGCUUUGCCACUGAGUAAUGCUCCCUAAGUAGUACAAAAGCUAAUGGAUUUCUGCCAUCUGAUGUCUUUUGAAUGCAGUACUUCAAAAUCCUAAUUUUGUCUCUGUUGGUAUGUCUUAUUAACAUCUGGAAAACAUACAGAUUUUAUUGGAAAACUACAGUUUGGUAGGCCUUGAGAGUUUUGUGACCUUUCUUUUGCUGUUGUCACCGCACUCACUGACUCCUUUACGGCAUGCUUGAUUACUGGACUUCUGGCUGUCUCUUCCGUUGUAGCAUAUUUAUACACAGUAACUUUUUCUUUCCAUGUGUGCUAUAUGUCUGAGGUUUUGAAAUUUUUAAUAAAAAGUGUGCCAGUAUAAGUAUAAAGCAGUUGAUUUUAGUAACAUUGAACUUUUCAUAAAGUAAGUAAUUAAGAGGUUCAAAGUAUAGGCAUGUUCACUGGUGAAACAGUAGAGGGGAUGCAGGUCUGGAUCAAGACCCAGGUUCAGAAGGUCAGACGCCAAAACAAGAGCAUUCCACUGACCUGGCCGGUUUCAAGAACAGAGGCAAUACGGGGAGUGAGACUACACACCUCCUGUCCCCAGGUUUCCCUCCCUCUCGGACCUUGUCCUUCCAUCCCAGUUCCUCUGGCCUGUUGUCAGUGUUGUUUACUUAUGCUAUAGAGAGGAAGACAGGAGGAAGGGUCCUACACUUUGCCUAAUUGAGCCACUACCAGAUUUGCUGGCAGCUUUGGCCACAUUAUUUGUGAGGUGAUUUUCUUUCUUUGUGUUCAGAGUGACUUGAUUCUGAUUCUUUAUGUUGUUCGUAUGGAGCGGCACUUUAUCUGUGUUUUAGCAGAACUGUUCCUCUGUAUCCUUUACGGUUUUUCCUUGUUUUUGUUUUCCUUUUUAAAUUAUGCAUAGAGUUUUCUGUGUGUGUGAAAUUAAAGCCUUUAUUA
Molecule: messenger RNA, 7955 nt
Organism: Enhydra lutris kenyoni (northern sea otter)
Lineage: Eukaryota; Metazoa; Chordata; Mammalia; Carnivora; Mustelidae
Product: ubiquitin specific peptidase 37
Exons: 25
Coding region: 384-3326 (980 amino acids)
Biological process (GO): protein deubiquitination
Molecular function (GO): cysteine-type deubiquitinase activity
Source: RefSeq, a predicted model, not a curated record